This is a messenger RNA of Podarcis muralis (Common wall lizard), 2246 nucleotides long. RefSeq names its product transmembrane protein 100-like. The record is from RefSeq and is a predicted model, not a curated record. NCBI's taxonomy places the organism in Eukaryota, Metazoa, Chordata, Lepidosauria, Squamata, Lacertidae. Gene Ontology annotation, biological process: cellular response to BMP stimulus. Gene Ontology annotation, cellular component: plasma membrane.
UGCGGCAAAAGAGUCCUCCAAGCCACAGCUCAGAGCAGAAAGCAAACAGCGGCAACAGCAGCCAGAGCCCGAGGAAAGAGACGGAGGAAGACAAGGAAGAACACAGGACUUUGCUUUUCUCACUUCUCUUCUCCCUUGCAGAGAAAGCUGUGCUGGGGGCAGGAGGCUGCAGCCCAUGCUGUGACUCGCCAGGCUCGCGUGGGCACCUGCCCCUGUGCACCUUGCCAGGAUGAUGGGCUGCAAGUCCAACUCGCUGACUUGCUUGCAAGGAGGGAAGCCGGGUCUGCCUGCAGUGGCUGCCACCACCGACUCCACGGCCACACUCAACAAGCUGGCGCUGGCCACGGGCGGCACGGAGAAAUCCUGGUACCGCUGCGUCUUCCCCUUUGGCAUCGUCUCCCUGGUCAUUGGCAUUGCUGCCACGUGCAUCACCUUCACCAUCAAUGGGCGGCAGAUGGACAUUGCCAAGGUGGUCUCGGUGGCCACCCUGAUCUUCGGGGUGGGCCUGCUGGUGGGCGCCUUGGUCUGCUGGCGGGCCAAGAGGCAGCGGCAGCGCAAGAAACAGCAAGAGGAGCCUGCUUCCGUCGAACAGGGGGCUUUGUGAUGCAGGCACCAAGCCCAAACCCCGGCAGGUAGACCCAUGGCUGGCAAGAACCCCACCUUUUUCUUGUACUCCAUGGCAGAAUGAGGGGAGCCAGGAAGGGGGCUUUGGCAGCGCCCUCCAAUGUUUUGGGAAGAGAGAAAAAGGACAGUGGAACCUGGCAGUGUGGGGGCAACUUUUGUCCUGUUUUUACUGAAUGUGUUGAGCGAUGUUUUGGACAGUGAAAGGGAAUUGGCCCGAUCCAGGAAGGAUGGUGAAAAGCCGGAGACAAGUGGCAGGGCUGGCUGGCUGUGCAACAGGCUGUUCCCUUACAAAAGUCGCCCUGACCUUGGGUUUGUGAGCUUCUUUGCCACACAGAACUGUUUGUUUACAAAGAGCCCCGGGGAAAACUCCUUUUUUAAAAAAACACCAGCAGAAUGAGAGCAGGGAAGGCGUUUCCUCCCACAAGGAUGCUUUCUGCUUGUCUCCCAACACAGCUAUGCAUAUUGUUGACUGAUCACAGAAAGAGAUACCUAUUUUUUUUUAAUGAGGAUCGUGGAGCAGCAUUGCCUAGUGAAACAUGAGCGAAGCCAAAAGUUCACAAGUUUCGGCAGGACAAAAACAGUGCGAUUCUGCUGGCUGAGAAGGAUGAUGGAGCCUGGGGGUUCCAGUUGGUGGUAGCUCUAGAAUGAUGCUCCUUUUCCAGGGUGGAAAGCCCAGGUCAAAGGUUACUGUCAGGAUGUUUUUGGAAUAAACAGAUAUCGUCACUUCUUGCAAGUAAAAGUGAAGAAAUACCGUUUGAUGGAGAAGGUGCACAGUGGUAGCAAAAGAGCCCAAGACAAGUUUCAAGAUCUCACGAGACAUGGGACAGUUGAAACUGCAGCUGAAGCUGACAAAGCGGUACAGCUUUCCUGUGGGAAUGGCGGGGCAACUGUUCAUUGGGAAGUGCAGCCCAGAGUGCGAAAGAAGAGGCUGGCCUAAUCUGUCCUUCAGCGCAAAGUGCUGCAAACUAAAGAAGUUUCUAGUGCUGGUGGAGCUUUGCCCACCUGACUAUAAAUUCAGCCAUGUGCCACCAACCCAUGCAGUCUGCAUUGUGCCUCUGGUUGGUUGCACAUUGGCAAUAUACUGACGCAGGAGUGUGCUGUGAGGUUGUCCACCACAGACGGUUGUUCCACUAGUUUUCCAAAGCAAUGUAUCAGGUGUUCUUGAUAGAAUUAAUGUAACCUGUAGCUUGACAGUUGCUGCAUCAGAGUUGUGGUUUCAGAGGAUGCAAAGGGCAAGUCGUUGACAGGGCCCCAGUUAGGACAGGAUAGCAGCUGAGCUUGUAAGAGGCAUGAGAGAGAGAGAGUAAAUAUAUCAUGCAUUAGAUGCCUACAUUAAAGUGUGUGGGGGGGGGGGGGCAAAUCUCAAUGUCCUGGUUCAAUCUUUCAGUGUUUCUCCUUGGGAAGUAAUAGGAUCAGAACAAGGAAUGUGUGUAUUCCUGACUUCUCUAAGCUUCCCCCCUUAACCUGACUUCUUUGGCCUGGUUUUUUUCUCCCAGCAGGGUGGCCUGCAAACCACAGCUGUGUACCAGCAAUUCAAAGGAGGUCUCCUUUCUCCUCCUUGCUGCUCAUUCUCAGCUGAGCUAUAGUAAUACCAAGGCUGGCUGAUAGCUAUGGCUGGAAGA